AUUUAUAACCAUUAACCAGUUGCAGUUAUGGCCAAUGUGGUGAAACAUGUCAAAGUGUCCGGGUUUACUGAGUACUUGAGAGCAGUACAGCAGUAUAAAGAUUCCUCCCUGCACCUUCUUACACUGUUUACAGGCUCUGUAGACAGCGAAGGUAAAAGCUGGUGUCCUGACUGCAAUGUAGCUGAUCCGGUUAUAGAAGAGGCUCUAAACAGUGCUCCAGAGUGUACCUGUAUCAUCACAGUACAGAUCGACAGAACCACCUGGAAGGACAGGAACAAUAGUUUCAGGAAAUCAGAGGACCUCAAACUCACCUCUGUCCCCACUCUCAUUAAAGUCGGCACAGACAAGCGCUUAGUGGAGAGUCAAUGUGCAAAGUUGUCCCUGGUACAGAUGCUGCUUGAAGACGACUAAAUAUUUCUCAUCUUGACAAGCCGUCUAUGAGGAGCAGACAUUUUUAAUUUGUGUUUUCUAAUUUCUUAAUAAUUGUAUCCAGUCUUAUGAUUGAAAUAUUUUGUACUUAUUUUGUUUAUUCACAGCUUCCUGUCAUACACAUGAUUUGGCUGGUUCAAACGUUAUCUGGUUUGAUUCUUUUUAAUUAAGUUAUCAAUAAUGAUAUCCUUGUACAUUAACUCUAAUCAUGACCUGCAUUGUUUGUUUUUCAUUUUACAUUAUACACUCA
This is a messenger RNA of Bolinopsis microptera, 679 nucleotides long. Its product is annotated as thioredoxin domain-containing protein 17-like. The record is from RefSeq and is a predicted model, not a curated record. Gene Ontology annotation, molecular function: protein-disulfide reductase [NAD(P)H] activity. Bases 28 to 411 code for a protein of 127 amino acids. Lineage: Eukaryota; Metazoa; Ctenophora; Tentaculata; Lobata; Bolinopsidae. The transcript is spliced from 3 exons. Gene Ontology annotation, cellular component: cytosol.